This is a messenger RNA of Blastomyces gilchristii SLH14081, 2266 nucleotides long. RefSeq lists its product as hypothetical. The coding region runs from base 81 to 698 and encodes 205 amino acids. The record is from RefSeq and is a predicted model, not a curated record. Lineage: Eukaryota; Fungi; Ascomycota; Eurotiomycetes; Onygenales; Ajellomycetaceae. The transcript has 4 exons.
GCGUAUUCGGCUCGUCUUUCAUGAGGAUAUUAGUUACUACCAUGAAUAAUGUUGGUCUUUGCUCUUCAGUCCUUUGAGCCAUGUUUGCUGAAUCAGUGUGUCUGUUGGGGUGUGUUGAGCUACAAAUAACCGUACCGAUGAAUGAAUAUGUAGCCUCCAGCUGUUGUGUCCUUUGUGGGGAGGAGUUGAUUCAGCAAUAUGUGGAACCUCUUACUCCGAAUAUAAAAUGGUUCUGCUCAUUCCGCGCUGAAUCUUCCCUCUUUACUUCGGAUCUCACCGUGAUGAAAGUCACCUUUGAUCCAACAGAAUAUCCCAACCGACCGAAACGUUCCAUCCAACGUUCCGUCACUAUAUAUCGUUCAAAGCGAGACCUGGAAUCCAUUUACUGUUUUCACCUGGCUUGCUGGCCGAACUUGAAGGCUGACCAACUUUAUCUAUCUGCCACUUGGCGCGUUCCAUGGCACCCCCUUCACGGCCCCUUUUUCCCAGUCAAUCCAUACACAGACAGGUUUACACUAUCGCGAGCCUUGAACCGACUAACAACAGCUUCACAUUGGAAAGAAUCGACUCCUUCAGAUGAAGGGCGUAGUAGCUCAGAUUUCUCAGAACUAACCAGACUGCUAAGAGGCAUAUUGAAUAGGCUGCCAGCAGAGAUUGUCUCCUUGAUUUGGAUGUAUCUUCAACCUUGUCCAGCUUGAUCAUUGCUCCCUAUCACGGCUAGCGGAGUGACAGAUCUUCUGAAGAAGCUUCGACCAUGCGGAAUUGGACAGAACGACUAUAUAAACCUAAACAAUCACAUCUCUGCUUACCUGAUACAUAUCAACGGGGCGAGCUAUAUCCGCGGGCUGGAUGAUGGAGAGCGGCUUUGUGGACACAGAAGUUCCACACGCCAUGACAUUUCACUCACAUCACCGAUCGUGGCAGUGACAUUUGAUCUUGGACUGUACAGAAUUCAGCGGAUACGGUUCCACUGUCAAGAUGGGUUCUUGAGGUCGGUUGGAAAUAAACCUCUUGAUCAAAGUGGACAUCAUUGGGCAGGAUGUAUACAAUCACAAGCAGGCUAUCUCUUGCCUUCAGUUGUGGUGGGAUGGACUUAAGCUUUACGCAAUCGAUAGACUAUAAGAGGACUCACCAUCACUUGGUGACGGGUUCCUAUGGGAUUGUGACUAUCCCAUUUCGGCGACCAACUUACUUACUGCAGAGACAUGCUAUGCGAAUCCAACCAACUCUAUAAGAGAGACUUCAGCAUGGACUCCUGUUCACCACCUCCCGUUGCACAACGCGCAAGGUGUACUUUACGGCAUCACUAUUUUCUGCAGCCCUUCUGCCGCUGUCGGUGCGCAUAUCAGAUCUGAUCAACCCCCUAACGAAAGAAGAGUGAGCUGGACCGGCCGUCAGACUGGAUGUCCCAUCUACUUCCGGUUGAAAACCACGGACGGAAACUAUCACUUCUAUCUGGGUUGUUCAUCAUCGGGGUGAUAGCUUUGUGACCCCUUUCAUCAUUAUGAAAACAAGUGAGGGUAGAACUAGCAAUUUUGGACCUUACAUGCACCCGUCCGCCCUUCAGACUCGGCUUCUUGCUAGUCAAGCACACGGAAGAAUAUCUGGGAUAUAAUAUGAUGCUUAUCAGCGACAUCCGUCCUGCAGUACCAGCUUUGGUAUUUACUUUUGUCGUAAAGUGGUGGAUAGCGCCAAAAUCAACAUCCCACCGCAAUCUCUGCCCUACCGACAUCCCUUCUAUCCGAGGGUCUCCCCUAGGUAUCUUUCUAUCCCGCGCAUCCCUGAGGGAUAUUAACGAAAUCGAAACCUGUUCUGUUGAGUCGCGCUGUACUGGUAUGAUGAUCCCAUAUACCGACGGCGCCCAGGAAAUUUUUGGUCAGUGGUAUGAAUCCUUACCGUCAAAACAGACUGUUGUUUAUGAGACAAAGAACGGCAACCCUUUUGAGAAACUUCACUUUCACCUGUCCUACGAAAAUGGAUCUACCGCACUUCGUCAAGUUACAUUGUUUCCUCUGUAGAAUAAUUUCAACGGGACUGUUAAGGACAUCAGUUAUGGUGUGAGUGCCUUUCUGCGCUACAUGGCUCAGCGUUGACUCUUUCUAACAUAUAUAUCAUUUGGUGGUAUUCAGACUCCUCUGAUAUGUGAUCAUUUCUUAGACCGAGGAUGACGAUAAGUCUGAGAAUCCCACUACCAUUAGAUGACGGUGAUUCUACCAUUAUUAUAUUAGACAUAAUUUUUUCCCUCGGUAAUAUUUAGGUUAAAACU